Messenger RNA from Talaromyces marneffei, 1659 nucleotides. RefSeq lists its product as uncharacterized. Bases 1 to 1659 code for a protein of 552 amino acids. The record is from RefSeq and is a predicted model, not a curated record. The transcript is spliced from 3 exons. Lineage: Eukaryota; Fungi; Ascomycota; Eurotiomycetes; Eurotiales; Trichocomaceae.
AUGGACCUGCUCGAGUCUACCACCUUGACGUCCCUUGUGACCGACCUGAUGAGACAAAAUAAGAUUCCUGGUCUAUCGAUUGCCGUCAUUCACCACGAGGAGAUCGCCUCAAAAGGCUACGGAAUAGCCAGCUAUGAAACCAACAUGCCUUGCACUGGAGACACGCUGUUUGAUAUCGCCUCAUGUGCAAAGUCCCUGACUGCUGCCUCUGUGGCGCUACUUGUCGAGGACAAGGAUUACCCUGAGGUGCAAUACGAAGCGCUAAUGUCCCAUCUCCUACCCGAUGAUUUUGUCAUGGCAGAGAAAAGCUAUACUGAUGGUGUAACCGUGGAAGACAUUAUUAGCCAUAGGACAGGUAUGGCUUGCUAUGUCUUCCUUCAUGACAAUGCCUUCAUGGGCCCCAACGCCACCCAUCCAGAUAACGCAAAGUCCAUCACAAGGAAUCUGCGAAACCUCAAACCUGCCGCACCUCUACGCUCGCGAUAUCUCUAUUGCAAUCAGAUGUACACCGUGGCCACACAUCUCGUGGAGCACAAGUCCAAGAAAAGCUUCUCUAGAUUUUUGGACGAGCGCAUUUUUGCGCCUCUUAACAUGGCUUCAACAACCUUACAACCGACAAGUGCCCACGCCAAGGGCUGGAGCGAUAGAAUGGCAAAAGGCUACAUCUGGCAAAACGAUGCAUGGCGCGGAUUUGAUCCUCAAGACUGUCCUGAGGGACAGGGUGCAGGGUCUGUUAUUUCGAGCGCGAAUGACUUCAUCAAAUGGGUAAAAGCGUUGUUGUAUCGUGAAGGCCCAAUCAAUGAUAGAGUGUACCAGGGUCUUACUAAGAUGCGCUCUAUUGUGAACCCGAAUGCGAGGAGGCUCAAGCCACAUACUACACCAGCUAUUUAUACUGCUGGUAUGGAGAUGUAUUACUACCGUGGGAACAUGAUUAUUGGUCAUGAUGGUACUAUACCCGGUUUCCGGAGUCGGUUCAUAUUCAUGCCUGAUCUGAAGUUCGGUGCUGUUGUGUUGGGGAAUUCUGCUGGAGCUGGUGGUGCGUCCACGACAAUUAUUAGGGCGUUGAUGGAUGAGAUUCUUGGGGUGUCUAUGGAACAACGGCCAUUACAGAAUCCAAAAGAGAGAAAGAAGGAAUAUAAACAAAAGAAGGACCUUGCAACUCGAUUGAAAGUGCACCAUAAUGACCGAAAAGAAGGUCAACCGAAAGACCAACAACCAGGAUACCCAAGAGAGCCAUUGGAAAGCAACAAAACCAAGAAAACAAACCAACCACCACAAGGGCAAAAGAAGCAAAGCAAAAAUCCAGUGCAUCAUGAGAAGCUUCCUCCACCUCCUCAAAGAACGCCUCUAGAAGCCUAUGUGGGCAGAUUCUGGAACGCAGGGUAUCGAGCUAUGAUAGUUACAAUCAAAGAUGAUGAUCAGCUUUACAUAGAUGCCACGGAUCGCUCGAACGGGUUUACUAUGACGUUUGAGCAUGUCAAGAAUCAGACCGAGUACAUUGCGCAUGUGAGGGAUGUCAUUGAACUUGAAGACGAGUCGGUUGAUGCGAGAUUUGUGUUUGAGAACGGCAAGGUUGUGAAGAUAGGACUGGAUUUGGAGCCGGCCAUUAGAGAGAUGAUAUGGUUUGAACGAGAUGACAACGGCUUUGGAGUGAUAUGA